UAGUUCACUUCAUUUUAGAGCAGCAUCCCAAGUAUUACUUUGUUUCCUUAGCUAGACUUUUACACAUUUCUACAAAGAGAGAAGAAAAAAUGGAGUACUCCAGUGAUACAAAGGCGACAGUCAUAAGUACUUCACCAUCAUCUUCUCGCUCCGUUUCGCCGCCGUCGUCGUCUUCUUCUUCUCCUAACUCUCCACCACCACCGCCGAUGGUGGUGGUCAGCCCUUGCGCCGCCUGUAAAAUAUUACGGCGGAGAUGUGCAGAGAAAUGUGUGUUGGCACCUUAUUUUCCUCCCAAUAAUCCUAUCAAGUUCACUACUGCUCAUCGUGUCUUUGGUGCUAGUAACAUUAUCAAGUUCUUGCAGGAAUUGCCUGAAUCUCAAAGAGCAGAUGCUGUAAGCAGCAUGGUGUAUGAAGCUAAUGCUAGACUGAGAGAUCCAGUCUAUGGUUGUGCAGGAGCAAUUUGUCAACUUCAAAAGCAAGUGAAUGAGCUACAAGCACAAUUAGCAAAGGCACAAGCUGAGGUUGUCAACAUGCAAUGUCAACAAGCUAAUCUCAUGGCCCUAAUUUGCAUGGAUAUGGAUCAAUCUUCUCCACAAGCAUCACCACAACAACAAUCUAAUUUGGAAAGUUUCACUAAUAAUAUCCCACAUAGCUUUCAGAACAACAUGAGUUUCCUAGAUGAUAACAAUAACUUUGGAUCAGUGUGGGAGCCCCUCAUGUGGACAUGAUUAUAGACAGAAGCGAAUCCAAGAUUUUAACUCUAUGAGUUCAGGAUUCAAGCUCUAAUAGGUUUUACACAGAAAAAUCAAAUAUAGGCAACGAGUUAUGGGUUCAAACGAACCCACAUCUAUAAUAUAAUGCUAGAUCCCCCUGACUACGGAAACAUGUUCCUCAUAUCAAAGGGCUCUCUAUCAUUAAGUUCGUCAAUUCUAACUUCUAGAUAAUUUCACUAAGUCAAUUUUGAGUAAAAUAUAAUAUCGCGAAUAAAAUCGAUAUAAUGUCGUAUCCUAGAGAAAGGAAUCUGAUGUAUAAUAUAUAUUGAGCCAAAUCUUUAAAGAUUUGUGUUCCA
Nicotiana tabacum (common tobacco) is the source of this 1069-nucleotide messenger RNA. Its product is annotated as LOB domain-containing protein 1. NCBI's taxonomy places the organism in Eukaryota, Viridiplantae, Streptophyta, Magnoliopsida, Solanales, Solanaceae. The record is from RefSeq and is a predicted model, not a curated record.